Molecule: messenger RNA, 1038 nt
Organism: Exophiala aquamarina CBS 119918
Lineage: Eukaryota; Fungi; Ascomycota; Eurotiomycetes; Chaetothyriales; Herpotrichiellaceae
Product: alcohol dehydrogenase
Exons: 3
Coding region: 1-1038 (345 amino acids)
Molecular function (GO): oxidoreductase activity; zinc ion binding
Source: RefSeq, a predicted model, not a curated record
AUGAAAGCCCUUGUAUAUCAAGGUAACGGCCAGUGUGCCCUGGAGGAUCGACCGGUGCCCAAAAUUCAAGAUCCGACGGACGCCAUCGUGAAAGUGAUCUACACGACAAUUUGCGGAACCGACACGCACAUCCUGCAUGGAGAUGUACCAACCUGUAAACCGGGUCGCAUCCUGGGGCAUGAAGGUGUUGGUGAGGUGUACGAACCGGGCUCAGCUGUCUCGCGUUUCAAAAAGGGAGAUCGAGUAUUGAUCAAUUGCAUCUCGAGCUGCGCAACAUGCAAAUAUUGUCGUAAAGGGUGUUACAGUCAUUGUGUUAAAGGGGGCUGGAUCCUGGGUCACACAGUGGACGGAACUCAGGCUGAAUAUGUCAGGAUACCGUUGGCGGACAGCGGUCUUCACCAUGUUCCGAAGGGUGUCGAUGAGAAGAGCCUUGUGAUGCUAAGUGAUAUUCUCCCUACAGGCCUCGAGUGUGGGGUUUUGAAUGGCAAGGUGCAGCCUGGUUCGACGGUGGCCAUUAUUGGUGUUGGACCAGUUGGGCUCGCUGCACUCAUGACUGCAAAACUUUAUUCACCAAGUCUCAUUAUCGCGAUUGACCGGGAUCCCAACCGAUUGAAAGUGGCGAAGAAGUUGGGUGCAGAUCACACGGUCAACAUCAGUGAAGCGUCUGCCGAGGAAGCUGUCAUGGGCCUCACAGAUCAGACUGGCUGCGACACAGUCAUCGAAGCAGUGGGAUAUCCAGAAACGCUCGAAUUGGCACAAGAUCUCCUGGCCCCAACAGCCGUACUCGCCAAUGUCGGUGUCCAUGGCAAGAGUUGCAAGUUGAAGAUCGAGAAGCUCUGGGGCCACAAUAUCUCCCUGACGACAAGGCUGGUAGACACAAUCACUACCCCACUCCUUCUAAAGCUGUUGGCAUCCGGCAAGAUUGAUCCCAGUCCACUCAUCACUCACUCUUUCUCCUUCUCGGACAUGGAAAAGGCAUACACGACUUUCAAAGCAGCAGCACAGCAUGAUGCAUUGAAAAUGUUGAUCUCGAUGUGA